CCAUCACGUUAGUCGCGGUUACUAUUUACUGGUUAGGUACGUUAGUUUUUUACGAGUUUGCGAUUCCUUUGAUAUAGGUGCGUUCUUGAAAUUCUUGAAUCUUGAGAGUUGAGGUUUGACUACAACUGUUGAGCUGUUCACUGAUUAACAUGAAUGUUCAUGAGUUUAUGUUUAUUGUUUUUGUUUUUUGUUUUGCCAAUACCCAAUAGUAACCAUAUACUUAUAGUUGUGAAUUGUGAUUGGAGACUCAGCACUACACUUACAUAAAUUAUCAAUUCAAAAUUGUCCAAUGAUUGUACAAAAUACGUUAAAAUUGUAAUCGAAAUUAGUGUUCAGUAGUUCAAUAGAUAUCGAGUGAAGACAUUUGCUCCAUCUACACCAUUUGUUCGUUUAUUUGAAUAACUGACACUAUGGGUGAAAUCAUAUCAGACCAAGAGCUACGUCGUCGUUUGUUGGUAUUCAAUGCUGUGGUCCCUCCAGUUACCAGUACUACCAGGAAUUUGUUAUUGAAAAAACUUGCAAAUCUUGAGGCUGUACAAUCAGGCAAGACAGCUGCUUCUAGUAGUAUGCCACCGCCAAAAUUAAGAAGUUCGACUAAUGGUACCAAUGAGUCGAUUAUGAUAUCAUCUUCUGGGGAUGGAAAGCAUUCUCAACAUAAGACAUUUGACAACAUGAAUAGUCCUAGGAAAAGCGCUCGUCAACAGAGAAUGUAUAAAGCUCCAGAUCUAUUCGAUAACUCAGAUUCUGAAGUCGAUACUGGCUCUCUAGGACGGUCCAUACUACCUGCUAAUCCAUAUAUAGCUAGUUCUUCUCCUAAAUCAAAUGAAACAUCAUUAAUGAAUGUAUCCAACUGGAAAAAUUCAUAUGACCAUCAAAACACUUAUGUGUCACCAGAAAAAAAAAAUUCUCCAGUUAAAAAACGAGAAAUACCAUCAGAAAAAAUAACAUCCAGAAAUAACUCUAAAGCAACUAUAACAUCAACAGAAGGAGUUAGUCAACAACUACGCUCGAGUUCUGUUCCCAAAACUCUAUCACAUGCCGAUCAAGCAAUACUAAGGUGGAAAGAAAAAAUGAUGAACCAAUCACAAGAAAAAGAUACUGUAUCAAAGCCUUCACUAUUCAAUUCACCAUCUCCUAUUUCAAAAAUAACUUCAAGAAGUUUAAGGAAUAACUAUCAAUCUGCACAGCCAAAAAGUCUAAUAAAUUAUAUGAAAAAUAGUCAACAUAUCAUCUUCCUUUUUGUUGGAUUUUUCGCAAUAAUUUUUGGAUUAUACUUCAUUUCAAUACAACCAACUACAACUGUAUUACCGCCAAGUAUAUUAAGCUCGUUGUGUGCCAAAAAAGGUCUCCAGGGAGAUAACUGUGAUACAGAACAAGAAAAAGUACAACGUUUGUAUAAUUCAUUAGUAUCACAGGUACAAGAUAAAUACAUAAAGAACCAAUGUGAAAAAACAGAUAUUGAGCCAAUUGUAAAUCCACAAGCUGUAUUUGAAUAUAUUUCAACUCAUGAAAAUUUACCAUCCAGGGAAAUUGAAGAAUUAGUUGAACUUUUUAAAAGCAUUGCAAAAACCUAUUCUGAUUCACCGAUUGGAUAUGACACUGCGUUUAAAGUCAAUACACAACCAAAUUUGCCAAUUCUCUGUGCAGUAAAACACAUUUUUUCCAACAUGUUCUAUCUAAUGACAUGGCUUGGAAUAGUGGCCCUGUCAAUUGUAGGUCUUUAUUUUGUUAUAUGCUACAUCUCAACAAAGAGUGAAAACUAUAAGCAGGAAUUGAACCAAUUAGUUGAGAAUACAAUUGAAUUACUAAAAGAACAAGCACAAAAUAAACCAAAUGAAAGUUAUCUACCUAUUAUUCAUAUACGUGAUCAUUUGAUUCCAUUCAAUGAGAGACAAGCAAAAUCUAAAAUUUGGGCUGAAGUAGUUCAAUACUUUACCGAAUCUGAAUCUAGUGUAAGAUCUGAAGUCCAAGAAAUUGAUGGUGAAGACUUUCAAGUAUGGAGAUGGGUUCAACCUAUGUCGCCUGGUAUAUAGUAUGAGUUAUGUUAAAUGAUGCAACAUAAUAACUUUAAUUAAGUGACAAUUAACAUAUGUAAUUAUUUUUAUGAAUAAUUUUGUUUUUACUUAAUGUUUAUAAACCUUAAUAUGUUCAAGCAAUCAAACAUAAAAUAGUUUUAUUAUAUGAACAAAUUUUUAACUGUAAGUACUUCAAAUUUUUUUUAUACUAUUACGUAUUAUUAAUUUUUCAUAACAAAGCAAUGUAUUACUUUAAUAGUAAUUAAUAGCAUUCAUAUUUUUGUACAAAUCAAAAGUAAAACAACAUAGGUAUUAUAUUUUUUGUUAUAUAACUUAUUUGGAAUAAAUUAAACAGAAAUAUCAUA
Messenger RNA from Myzus persicae (green peach aphid), 2380 nucleotides. RefSeq lists its product as uncharacterized. The coding region runs from base 411 to 2033 and encodes 540 amino acids. Gene Ontology annotation, biological process: nuclear envelope organization; negative regulation of BMP signaling pathway. Gene Ontology annotation, cellular component: nuclear inner membrane. The transcript has 8 exons. Gene Ontology annotation, molecular function: chromatin DNA binding. The record is from RefSeq and is a predicted model, not a curated record. NCBI's taxonomy places the organism in Eukaryota, Metazoa, Arthropoda, Insecta, Hemiptera, Aphididae.